This is a messenger RNA of Symsagittifera roscoffensis, 2037 nucleotides long. RefSeq lists its product as uncharacterized. The coding region runs from base 346 to 1965 and encodes 539 amino acids. The transcript is spliced from 2 exons. NCBI's taxonomy places the organism in Eukaryota, Metazoa, Xenacoelomorpha, Acoela, Convolutidae. The record is from RefSeq and is a predicted model, not a curated record.
UCUACUUUUAUUUUCUGUCCAUUUUCUGUUCCCAUUUCCUUAUUUGCAAGUUGUCAGCUUUUCCUCAGUCCCAAAUUGGAAUAAGAUUGCCCGCCGCAGCGUUUAUAGACGCACUAACCAAGCGGCCUCCAAAAAGUACCAAAUAUAAGCAUUGCUUGAAUUGGUGUUUUCACUUUGCGAAUCGUUUUUUUUCUUCAACACUACAUUAACUUCCCCUAUUUCGGAAAUGUGAAACCUUUUGAAGAUUCUCUUGUGGUCAAUUUUUCCACAGGGCAGUUACGGAACUGAGCACGAUUGAAUUAUUAGCAAAAAAAAGAGAGCAAAUUACAAAAAAAAGUACAAAAAAUGGCGCUGCUGUACAUUCAGUUUUAUUUCAUUACCAUCGCCACCAUUCUGGGCACGGGCAUCUUGGGACUCCCGGUUACUCUGGCUCACUCCGGAUUCCUCCCUUUCCUCUUCCCUUUCAUCGGAUCCUACGUCAUGCAAUGUAUUCUCUUGCUUGUCUUCACUGAAUUGCUUCAAAUCGCAUUUUUCCACAAAAUGCAGCAACAGAGCAGUAAGAGUGCGAACGGGACGACAGCGGGAUCCAAUGUGAGGUUCGAGGCGUUGCCGGUGAUCGAGAACGAACAGCCGAUGGCGGGAACGACGUCGGCCGAGGAGCAAACUGACGACUCAGAUGCGCCGACUUCCGAUGAGUUCGACUUCGAAAGUCAUCUAGCCGACAAUCUGGAUAUUCCUGUGGUGAAACCGAAUCUACACAUGGUCGGCGAGUUGUUUCUGAACAAAGUGGGCGCUUUCUGUUUCGACAUAGUUCUCGCAGUCAGUUUUGUCUCUGUGCUGAUCAGCUACGCACUUGCGGGAAGCCAGGCCUUCGCCGACAUUUUAGGAGUGAACCGGAUCGCCAUGAUUCCCAUAUUCUGCCUGGUUCUUACGAUUGUCGUCGUAUUUCUGCAGUUCUUAGUCCAACCGGUAAUCUCGCUCCUGACGCUAAUCAAAGGCUGCAUGUUUGCGACUUGCGUCGUGAUCACUUUUCUGGUCGGAGCCAAAGUUGACAAUCAAUACAAGGAUGAUUGGGGUGCGACAGGUGAGCCUUUUCUGAUGGGAACUGUGGCUAUCGGCGGAAUCAUUAAUAUCCUUCCGAUUCUCUUCAUGCGCAUUAAGCCGAGAGCUGACCAAAUAAGGAAACUAAACUUGGCGGUGAUUCUUGGCUUGACAACCUGUUUCGUUCUAAACAUCAUGUGGUGUUGGACUAUCCUCAAAAUAGUUCCUCAAACUCCGAUUUGCCCGAAACCGACUUACGAGUCGACGGCGAACCCGAUAGUGUCGGCUUCUAUUCCAAGUGUCGGUGACAGCGGUGAUUCGGGCACAUGCGAUGCAAUAUCCUUAGAAAGUUCCCAUGACAAGGGGGACAUCUCGACAAUUCCUCUCAGCUCUGUGAUCGAGGCCGAUCACCCUCAGUAUAGCAUAGUGUCCAUAUUCGUGGAAUUCUUCAUCAUGGUCAGUAUCACGGUGUCCUAUCUGACGUUCGGAUCGGCCAUGCAUCACAUGAUCAGCGGGAUGGUGGAGUCUUUCUGGGAGAACAGAGGUCAGCUGAUUGCCGCCAAGUUUGGACUGCAAGUGUCCACGAACAACGAAGUACAGCUCCUCAACUUCCCCGCAGUGUCCUGGAUCCGAUCAGCUAUGUCGAUUCUGUCCUUUCUCGCUGUGUUUUGUGUGGCCAUGUCGCAUCCUCAAGGUUUCAUUAAGGUACUAGACAGGGUGACUUCUUUGUCGCAGAACCUGCAAAAUUGUGUAUUUGUUCCUAUGAUGCUGUAUGCAGUGAAGACGUGUGAAAUUUAUAAGAACGUGCAAAUAAGCUUCAAAUUACAUUCGGUGUUCUAUGUGCUUUAUGUAUUUGUUGCAAUAUUUUAUGGGGUAGCGGUUCUUUACGAUUUGUUCAUAUGGUCCCAAGCUCUUCUUGGCUGAAACAUGCAAAUCUGACCUGAUAACUAUUCAUGUAUACUAUUUUACCAGUGAGACUGAAAUCUGAGACGGAAA